This is a messenger RNA of Owenia fusiformis, 403 nucleotides long. Lineage: Eukaryota; Metazoa; Annelida; Polychaeta; Sabellida; Oweniidae. The record is from the annotation of a GenBank genome assembly.
CCUUGACUGCACCUGGCAGCCUGCUUCUUUUAAAAGUAAAGCAGUGUAUACAUAUGUCACAGCAUCGUUGAAAACAUGCAAUACCUGUGAACCACAGGUAAUCACGCAACGGUAUGGGGACGAAUCUUCCAGCUAUGUGAAUAGAUGUCGCUUCAACUUAAGUCAGAACGCUACCUAUUUUCACGUCGACGUGAAUUUAAGUAACCCAUUUGACGAAGUAGGGAAGUCGGCGAAUAUAUCUGGAGAUUCAAAUACAUUGAUUAAACCAGCCAUGGUGCACUCUGUAGCACGGGCAGUAAACAGUUCAUGCGUACACCUAUCGUGGAAGAGAACAGCUCCAGAGGGUGUGAAUGUGCUUUACUUUAUCAAAUAUUGCUCAAAAUGGAAAGACAACUGUAACGAG